Brassica napus (rape) is the source of this 984-nucleotide messenger RNA. RefSeq names its product protein BIG GRAIN 1-like D. Bases 1 to 984 code for a protein of 327 amino acids. The transcript has a single exon. Gene Ontology annotation, biological process: auxin-activated signaling pathway. Lineage: Eukaryota; Viridiplantae; Streptophyta; Magnoliopsida; Brassicales; Brassicaceae. The record is from RefSeq and is a predicted model, not a curated record.
AUGCAUAGAUCCGAAGCACAGUCCAGAAACCCGUCAUUCUCCUCCACUCUCCUCGAUGAAAUCUACAAUUCCAUCGAUCCCAAAACCAAAAAGACUCAACCUUUUGUCGGCUCUGUUAAGAAACAGAGCAUCAGCGUAACCAGAUCAGUUCCUGACCGGAAACUCCACCAAGAUCGGUUCUUUGGCUCUGCAUCCUCUUCCUCUGAUUCCAACUCAAGUAUUUUCUCAUCUUCCGAUACCGAACCAAGUCAUGGUACUAAGAAGAUAACUUCUUCAAGGCCGUUAUGUUUCGGCCCAUCGAAGACAAAACAGAGUAAAACAGAGGACAAAGCUCUGUUUCACCAAAACAGAGCAACCCGAGUGUUUCACGACUACGAUUACGCCUCAAGUAAUCAAAAGAAGCUCAAAACUCCAUCUUCACCUGGAGUACGAAUCGUUAACUUCAUCAAUGCCUUGUUCAGCAAACAAUCAACGGCGGUUAAGAGAUAUCCGAGGAAUACGAGCUACGAAGAGACUGCAUUCUCUAGAAAACCAACUGAUUAUUACUAUCCAUCUACGACGUGUUCUUCAGCUUCUUCCUUCUCCAGGUCUUGUUUGAACAAACGCUCCGAGAAAUCAUCCGACAGUACCAAGCCAAGCGUUAGAUUCUCUCCGGUCAAUGUGAUCGUCCCUGAGAUUGAAGAAGAAGACUAUCUCAGCAGCGGCUAUGUUAGAAAGUCGGUGAAGAAGAAUGUGGAAGAUGGAGUGAGGAGAUCAGUGGAGGAGAUUGCGAGAGAGUUUUUGAGAGAUUACCACAAGAAACAUGAAAACAGUUUGGUCAAGAAUAAUAAUGAUCUCGAGGAUUAUGAAGAUGAAGAUGAUGAUGUUGGAAGUGAUUCGAGCUCGGAUUUGUUUGAGCUGGAUUUAGUUGGAACUCAUCAUCAUAAUCUGUACCAAGAUGAACUUCCUGUGUAUGAAACCACUUUUGCUGGUUUGAUAUUGUGA